CCCGGCUCCAUGAUGGCCAUCUACCGCGCCCCGCUGCUCAUGACGCAAGGUCCGCCCUCAGUGGUGCGUCCGGGUGACAUCCGGGCACUCAUGUUCGCGCAGCGGCGGAGGGGCCGGGGCGGCGGCAUGGCUGGGGCCGGUGCCCGUCGGGUGGUGGACACGCCCGGCGCAUCACAAGACAUUCGCGCCGCGAGGGCGGAGCAUUACGAGGAUGACAGCGAGGAGGGGCACGGCGAGGGAGCUGAUGAAGACGAGGAGGCGGAGGAGGUCGAGGACUCCGAAGACCCACGGGUCGGCCACGACGCAUCGGAGGAUGAGGAGGGAGAAGGCGAAGAGGAGGAUGAGGAGGAAGAGGCGUACGACCCCCUUGCACGCAGGAUGGCGAAGGGUCUGAAGCUCGCACAGCGCAACGCUCAAGCCCAACGA
This is a messenger RNA of Astrephomene gubernaculifera, 426 nucleotides long. Lineage: Eukaryota; Viridiplantae; Chlorophyta; Chlorophyceae; Chlamydomonadales; Astrephomenaceae. The record is from the annotation of a GenBank genome assembly.